AUGUCUGUGGAGAAGAAGCUUUCGCUGGAGCAACGGCUGUCGCUCGCUGCGCGGAAGGGGAAGAAAAAGUCCAGGGUCGGAAGACCUGGAGGCAGUGCUGUUACACCUGAACCGGCAGUGGUUUCGAAGGAUGGGGUUGUUCAAGAUCCCCUCGAGGUCAAUGAUGAUGCUGCUGCUGCUGGGAUUGAAGGUGGUUUCGGCGCCGCUGGUACGGCAGCGUACGAUACUGACCUCUACAGUAAAUGGGUGCCCGAAACGGUGACGGAGAUGGACGCCGUGGCACUUUUGGCGCUGUUGGCCCCGCAUAUUAGGUAUUUGCAGGACAAAUUGAGUGCGAAGGACGACUCCAGUCUCAUGCGGUUGGUGAAGGAGAAGGACGCAACCGUUGAGAAAUUGAGGGCUGAUAAUGAACAAUCGCUUCAGAAAUUGAGGGACAGUUCGAAGACGAUAGACUCGCUUGGGAGUAUGCUGAAGCGGUGCAGAGGGGAACUCUCCGAGACGCGGCGCGGCACAGACGCCCUGUCGCAACAGAACUCUCAGCUGCAGAGGAAAUUGGAUGACUCCCUUGACGAAAUCAAGCAGUACUCCGGACAAACCGAGCUCGUGCAGCGAUUACAGUUAGCAUUGAGUGAGAAGACAGAUGAAGCGGACUCCGUGCGAAAUGAGAGCUCCCGUUUGCAAAACGAGCUGAGCAAAUUGCAAGAGACGCUCGAAACAGAGAAAGUAAAAUCCACCCACGAACUCAAUCUGCUCAAAGAAUCAUCUUGUGAACAAAUCAAUUCCUUGGAGACGAAGCUCGAACAGUUACGGAUCCAGCUCGAAAAUGUCACUUUGCAGGGCUCCGCGGAGACGGACUCCAAAUCGAAUGAGGACUGGAGCACACAGUAUGCGAUGUUGCAAGAACAGUUCAACUCCUCCAAGAGUAACUGGAACAGUAUAGAAUUCUCGUUGAACUCCAAGCUAGCGAAACUAAAAUCAGAAAUGGAGUCCCUGCAAGAGGAAAAUUCAAAACUGUCUACCCAGUUGAAACAGACAAAGGAGUCGCUAAGAGAUGUACAAGUAAAGUUAGGGGACACGGAGUCGGAACGUGUAGUAGCGCAAUCCACAAUCACAAAAUUGAGGGAGAAUGUCAACGCUUUGAACAAAAAUUGUGAUGAUCUAAGGGACGAUUACGCUCUUCUCCAAAAAAAAUACGCUCUCCAAAGAAGCCAAUUGGAGGGUACUAUCUUACAACCGGCCGCGAAAACGACUACCCAUAGCAUGCCGCCCUUCGAGGAGGAUCAAGAUUUGUUGAAGAAGUUGGAGAAUGAAUGGGCAUCUUCAGUGUCGCAGGAUGUACAUGAGUCGCCGAUAAACGAGGAGCUCUUGAUGUCAACUGGUACACCAGACCUUUCGCGUGUAGAGACCCAAGAACUGUUCAUGAAUAACGGCAGCAGUUCCAUGCCCACCACCCCUGUUCUAACGGACUCAAGGAAUAACAGUUUUUUCAAUGGUCUGGGGGAUAUCCCGGAGGAGGCAUCCGCCCUCAAGUCAUUGAACAAUAAGAAAAGCUCCGCAUCAUUGCUCAACUUGGCGGCUUCUCGCCGUAAAUCAAGUCUAACUCAAAUGGUGAAUAACGGACCCUCAGAAAAUAACACUGUGAUAAAUGAAACGAAUGCGGUCAGUAACGCUGCCUCUGCACAACAGAUAAACACCCAACUGGUAAGCAGGUUGGGGUCAGAGGUGAGGCGUCUAGAAAGCGAACUCUCCUCAUUGCAGCAAGCGUACGAGACACUGCAAGAGGAGAAGGACGCCAGCAACAGUGAGAUAUUGAAGUUGAUGGAGGAGAACGACGAGACUAAAAAGAUCAAAUUGAAAAACGAAGACCUCCAGCGGCAAGUAACUACUUUACAAGCUCAAUUAGAGACUGCGCUACAACUUCUUGGUGAAAAGACGGAGCGUGUGGAGGAGCUCGAAAAUGACGUAGAGGAUUUGAAGGAAAUGAUGCAACAACAGGUGCAACAAAUGAUAGAAUUACAAGAGAAGUUAAGAUGA
This is a messenger RNA of Huiozyma naganishii CBS 8797, 2034 nucleotides long. RefSeq names its product Sgm1p (gene SGM1). The transcript has a single exon. The record is from RefSeq and is a predicted model, not a curated record. NCBI's taxonomy places the organism in Eukaryota, Fungi, Ascomycota, Saccharomycetes, Saccharomycetales, Saccharomycetaceae. The coding region runs from base 1 to 2034 and encodes 677 amino acids. Gene Ontology annotation, cellular component: endoplasmic reticulum; Golgi apparatus.